Molecule: messenger RNA, 1560 nt
Organism: Debaryomyces fabryi
Lineage: Eukaryota; Fungi; Ascomycota; Pichiomycetes; Serinales; Debaryomycetaceae
Exons: 1
Coding region: 1-1560 (519 amino acids)
Cellular component (GO): nucleus
Source: RefSeq, a predicted model, not a curated record
AUGGGAGGUACAUAUAAUGAAGUGACUCCUUCACUUACUCUAGGAAAAAACAAUCUGAAUAUUUCUUCGAAGUCAUCAAGCUCAUCCCAAAACCCGGCAUCAUCCACCAGCAAUUCUGGCCAAACUAACAUAAAAUCCCAAGAAGCUGGUCAAAACUGGCCACCGUCAUUACAAGAAUUUGUUAACACUAGCUUUAUAAGGUCAAGUUUACUAAGUAAUGCUGAUAAGAUUACUUUUAACACUCAGCUACAAUCAUUAAUGGAGAAAGCCUUAUCAACGGGCAAAAUAUGGGAAAAUGAUUGGAAGUCUCAAAAGAUCCCAAUAUUAGAUAAGUCAUGCAAAAAAUUGGAAUUAGAAUGCUUAACUAAGAAGCCAAGGGUUAAAAAUCAAGAACAGACCCCAACAAGUACAGUUUUUCUUCCACCUCCAAAAAGACAGAAAACUAAGAAGAAACAAAUGACAACAGAUACACUUCGCUCGACCUUACCUGCAACACCUAACAUAUCCAACAAAUCGGCAAAUACAGAACUAGCUGGACUAAAAGGAGGUAAAGACUCAGAAUUCAAUUCUGCGGAGAAAAAGAAGCAAAGGAUGGCUAGAUUUGGAGCUGAAUCUCUCACUCCUGAACCUUUUAAAAGAACAAGUGAAACAAGUAGCACCAAGGUAAUCAUAGGCAAAUGUGAAGAUUUAGAAAAGCAUUAUCUAAGGUUGACAUCAGAACCAGAUCCAUAUAGGGUAAGACCUCAGAGAGUGCUAGAGAAAAGCGUAAAAUUUAUUCUAGAUAAGUACAAGAAAGAUUCGCAGACAGGAUAUUCAUAUGUCAAUAAUCAAUUCAAAUCCAUAAGACAAGACUUAACAGUUCAGCAUAUCAAGAAUGAUUUUGCAAUGCAAGUAUACGAAACUCAUGCAAGAAUAGCAAUUGAAAAUAAUGAUUUAGGAGAAUUCAACCAGUGUCAAUCACAACUAAAAUACUUGUACUAUCUUAAGAAAAAAUCUGAUAAAGCAUUAUCAAAUAAUGUAUACACCGUGGAGUUGGAGUUCACAUGCUACAGAAUUAUCUACAUGCUAAUGAUGGGUAACUAUUCAGAAAUUUACAAGCUAAAAUUAGAAUUAUGUUCCAAUACUCCCAAACCAAAAGGGAAAAAGCAAAUCGAAUUAUUAGAUUGUAUUGAAAAGGCCUUUCUUUUGCAAAGUUAUCAAAUAAAUGGUGACUAUCAUAAGUUCUUCAACACUUAUGAUUAUUUCAAAUCUAUUCCGUCAAUGAAGCUAGCAGCACAUUUGAUAAAACAUUUCUUGGUAAGUAAAGAAAGAAUAAAAUCAUUAAACAUAAUCGCUAAGAGUUAUAGGAAAUUGCCUAUUUCUUUCAUGGUGGAGGAAUUGAAACUUACGAACAAGACAGAAGAUGACAUUGAUAAUUGGAAUACUUUUUUAACAAAAUAUAACUUGCUUCAAUUUCUCGUGCUGGAUACUGACUUUGAUUGCUCUGCUUCAAGAGGUGUUUUACAAAAUAUUGUCGUCCAGAAUGGUUUUAGGAAGAUAGACAUUAAGGGUCAAGUUUAA